AUGUGGGUUUUAUGCUUGAGUGCAGUGCUCUAUUGUGGUGGGCUGUGGCUGGCGUCGCUGUGUGUGAUGUGUAAGAUGGCCAUCCUGUUGGACAAUAAGGAGAUGUACCAGCUCUACAGAAGCACACUGGACAAAGGCAGCACUGCAUUCGACAAACUGUUGUGGAACGAUGAUGAGCCGUGGCAGAGGGUCAAUGCCUACCUCAUCCAUGACACUGCAGACUGGAAGGACCUGAACCUCAAGUUUGUCCUGCAGGUUUACAGAGACUUCCAUCUCACACAGGACAGGCAGUAUUUACAGGACAUGUGGCCAAUCUGCCAGGCGGUGAUGGAGUCGGAGAUGAAGUUCGACCUGGAUGGAGACGGACUCAUUGAGAACUCUGGAUAUGCAGACCAGACUUAUGAUGGAUGGACAGUGACUGGACCAAGUGCUUAUUGUGGUGGGCUGUGGCUGGCGUCGCUGUGUGUGAUGUGUAAGAUGGCCAUCCUGUUGGACAAUAAGGAGAUGUACCAGCUCUACAGAAGCACACUGGACAAAGGCAGCACUGCAUUCGACAAACUGUUGUGGAACGGUAAGAAGUUUGUGUUCACUGUGGAUAUGCUGUUUUAG
Molecule: messenger RNA, 609 nt
Organism: Sphaeramia orbicularis (orbiculate cardinalfish)
Lineage: Eukaryota; Metazoa; Chordata; Actinopteri; Kurtiformes; Apogonidae
Product: non-lysosomal glucosylceramidase-like
Exons: 6
Coding region: 1-609 (202 amino acids)
Biological process (GO): central nervous system development; carbohydrate metabolic process
Molecular function (GO): beta-glucosidase activity
Source: RefSeq, a predicted model, not a curated record